AUGACGAUGAUGGAGGACUUGUCUGGGUGCAUUAGGUCACAAAUUCUUGGUCGUCUCCCCACUCAAGAAGCCAUUCUUGCUUCUCAGAUUUCUUCAGCCUGGCGUAAUCUGUGGAAAACUUGUCAAAGCUUGAACUUCAAUUACGGAAACCACGGGAACAAUUUUGAUUUUAAUGCUUUCAUUAGAAACUGUCUUCAUCAGCACCAAGGGUAUAUUCACGAAUUGAAUCUCACCAUCAAUUCAAGAAUUACGUCGGAAGAUCUCUCCUCCUACUUUAACCAUAUACGUCUGCAAAAGCUCAGCAUCGAAAGCCCAAGAAGAGGCAACCGCGUGCUCAUCCCUGAAGCCGUUUAUUUGUGUAAAGAUCUCCGCUUUCUGAAAUUGAAAGGUAGGAUAGCAGUCAAGAAAGCGGAGAUCUUUACACAAAUAAACGGCUUCAGGGAUGAGCACGCGGUUGCCUCUUCUUGGGCUUUCGAUGCUGAGCUUUUGCAGACGUAUAUGGUUAAAGUAGGAGGAGAGAUCUUCCGACGUAAUUCUUGA
Camelina sativa (false flax) is the source of this 540-nucleotide messenger RNA. Its product is annotated as FBD-associated F-box protein At1g66310-like. Gene Ontology annotation, molecular function: protein binding. The record is from RefSeq and is a predicted model, not a curated record. Lineage: Eukaryota; Viridiplantae; Streptophyta; Magnoliopsida; Brassicales; Brassicaceae.